CGCCCUCACCACAGCUCCAGCCUCUCUGCACAGCCGGGCGGCAGGCGUGAAAAAGCACAAGUCCCUCUUUCCUCUGAAACCUGGUCCUACUGUAUAUUUAUUGGUGCUACACAGAUCUUAACCAUGGCGGCGAGUGCGAAGCGAAAACAGGAGGAGAAACACCUGAAGAUGCUUAGAGAAAUGACGAGUUUGCCUCCCAAUAGAAAGUGCUUUGACUGCGAUCAGCGGGGCCCAACCUAUGCCAACAUGACUGUGGGCUCGUUCGUGUGCACCUCCUGCUCUGGCAUCCUACGAGGACUUAAUCCACCCCACAGAGUCAAGUCCAUCUCUAUGACGACCUUCACGCAAUCUGAAAUCGAGUUCCUACAGAAACAUGGCAACGAGGUAUGUAAACAGAUUUGGCUGGGCCUGUAUGACGACAGAACCUCAUCCAUACCAGACUUCAGAGAACCACAGAAAGUGAAAGACUUCCUUCAAGAGAAAUAUGAGAAGAAAAGAUGGUGGGUACCUCCAGAACAGGCCAAGGUUGUUGCUUCAGUCCAUGCUUCCAUCUCUGGCUCAUCCAACAGCAGCACGAGCAGUACUCCAGAGGUCAGACCACUCAAGACACUGUUAGGAGAGUCUGCGCCAUCGCUACACCUCAACAGGAAUACCCCACCCAACCAGUCACCAGUCGUGAGCCGUGGACAAUCCCAUCCGCAGCAGUUCCAUGAGAAGAAGUUUGACCUUCUCAGCGACCUGGGGGGAGACAUCUUUGCAGGACCACCAAACAUCAAUGCUGGCGCCAAUUCCAGUUUUGCCAACUUUGCACAUUUCAACAGUCACACAACACCUCAGACCACCAGUGCAAAUGCAGACUUUGCUAACUUUGACACAUUUGGGACCACUGCUGCCUCAUCAGGUGGUUUCCCUUCUGCCCCUGCUUCAUUUCAACCUACAAAUACAGCCUUCACUGUGCUCUCAUCCAGUCGCAGUAUGGGUGAGUUUGGUACUGCACUGCCUCUCCAGGCAGCACACAGUAGCACCUCAGGGGGACUAGGAAAUGCCAAUUUUGCAAAUUUUGACAACUUCCCCAAAUCGUGUAGUGCUGACUUUGGAUCCUUCAGUUCCUCCUCCCAGAGUAACUCCACAGGAGCUGGCAGAGAAGCUGCACAGAGUAGUGCCCCUGCUGAUAGAUACGCAGCGCUGGCUGACCUGGAUAACAUGUUUAGCUCUGGCAAAACGGAGCCAGGAGGUGGUGUUCCCAGUGGAACGAGCACAGCAGCAACAGCUCAUGUGGCCCAGGUCCCUGCAACUGGAGGAGACCGUUAUGCUGCUUUGGCUGAACUGGACACCGUGUUCAGCACCUCGGCGCCCACUAGUGUCUACAACACCACCAGCACCUCACAUGGCAGUGUGUUUGCAUCAGACGGUGGAGCACCAUCAGCACAACCACCACAGACUAUGCCCGCUGUGGCUCCUGGAUUUGGAGCUCCAUCAACGAAUCCUUUUGUGGCUGCUGGCAUUGGCCCUUCUGCAGCACCCACCAACCCAUUUCAGAGCAACAGUCGAGCAGCUAAUGUGGCGGCAGCAGCCGCUUCUUUUGGCACUGCGUCCAUGAGUAUGCCAUCUGGAUUUGGAAAUGCUGCUGGUUUCAACCUCCCAACCAGUUUUAGUGGGACUUUUCAGCAACAGUUUCCUGGUCAAGCUCCUUUUCCUCAGCCUCCCGCAUACCCACAACAGCCCAAUGGUGGAUAUCCAGGGUUCGGUCAAGCAAAGCCUGUAAUGACUCCUUUUGGGCAGACAAUGGCUGGACCAAUGGUUUCCAGUAAUCCAUUCCUUGGUGCUGGGCCAUCUAUGCAGUAUCCGGCUGGAGGUUCCUCAACAAAUCCCUUCUUAUAGUGACCCACGCGGACAUGCUUCACUACAGGGUCAAAAAUGGCACGCUUGCACCUAUUGCACUGUUUUGUUUUACGAGUAGCUUUAAAAAAACAAUGUUUGUAAGGAUUUGUAUUUUCUAUGACAUGAGCGUGUGCAAGGGGCUACGGCUACAAGACAAAGUGACGUUGUGUGCUGAGGGAGAGGUUGAUCCCCUCCUCUCUAUUUAACCUGUGAACUGGCUUCCACUGAGCCACAAUGUAUAAUCUCAAAGGCUGAAUUUUAAGUUAUUGCAUACAGUACAUCCUAUCCAUUAUGCUGCAUUUCUGUACAUAUUUUGCAAGAAAAAAUCCUUUGUGCAUAUCAGUAUUUGUAUUCAAACCAGAAUGGUAAGAUUUUUGCCUCUUAAGAGCUAACAGGAACUGCCAGUUAAUGUAUUUGUUAAAAAAAAAAAAACAAUUUUUAAAGCUGUGCUCACUUGAGAAAAAGACUGCUUAUUGUAAAGGUGAAAGCUGUGAGACUGCUUUGGAGGGGCAGGUGACUCCCUUCAUUGUGAAUUGUAUGGUUCUUAACUACAGUCCAACCACACUCAGGUGGAUAACGGGAAUUGCUUAUGAACUGAAAACCACUUUCAUUAUGAAAUUUUAAGUUAAUGUGUAAAUAUAUAUACAGUAUAUAUAUUAAAAUGAAUUUUAAGUAAAAGUUGACCAAACUGUU
Molecule: messenger RNA, 2574 nt
Organism: Boleophthalmus pectinirostris (great blue-spotted mudskipper)
Lineage: Eukaryota; Metazoa; Chordata; Actinopteri; Gobiiformes; Gobiidae
Gene: agfg1a
Product: ArfGAP with FG repeats 1a
Exons: 14
Coding region: 124-1881 (585 amino acids)
Molecular function (GO): GTPase activator activity
Source: RefSeq, a predicted model, not a curated record